Messenger RNA from Eufriesea mexicana, 2013 nucleotides. Its product is annotated as elongation factor 1-alpha. The record is from RefSeq and is a predicted model, not a curated record. The transcript is spliced from 5 exons. Gene Ontology annotation, biological process: translational elongation. Gene Ontology annotation, molecular function: translation elongation factor activity; GTPase activity; GTP binding. Bases 130 to 1515 code for a protein of 461 amino acids. Lineage: Eukaryota; Metazoa; Arthropoda; Insecta; Hymenoptera; Apidae.
CUGUCGUGGCAUCUGGAGGUGAGUGGUUGUUCGUGGUUUACGCACAGCAGUAUAAUCCGUCGAUUUUCUUACGGAAAAGGUAACAUCGGACGUCAGAUUUAACCAAUAAAGUCUUAUUAAAACUUUAUCAUGGGUAAAGAGAAGAUUCAUAUUAACAUUGUCGUUAUUGGACACGUCGAUUCUGGCAAGUCCACCACCACUGGUCAUUUGAUCUACAAAUGUGGUGGUAUUGACAAACGUACUAUUGAAAAGUUCGAGAAGGAAGCCCAGGAAAUGGGCAAAGGAUCCUUCAAAUAUGCGUGGGUAUUGGACAAGCUUAAAGCUGAACGUGAACGUGGUAUUACCAUUGACAUUGCUUUAUGGAAAUUUGAAACUUCCAAGUACUAUGUUACUAUUAUUGAUGCUCCUGGGCAUAGAGAUUUCAUCAAAAACAUGAUUACUGGUACCUCACAAGCUGACUGUGCAGUAUUAAUUGUUGCUGCUGGUACUGGCGAGUUUGAAGCUGGUAUUUCAAAGAAUGGACAAACCCGUGAGCAUGCUCUGCUCGCUUUUACUCUUGGUGUAAAACAGUUGAUUGUUGGUGUUAACAAGAUGGACUCCACUGAACCACCAUACUCUGAAGUCCGAUUUGAAGAAAUUAAAAAGGAAGUGUCAUCUUACAUUAAGAAAAUUGGUUACAAUCCCGCUGGAGUAGCAUUUGUGCCAAUUUCUGGUUGGCAUGGAGAUAACAUGUUAGAGAUUUCUUCAAAAAUGCCUUGGUUCAAGGGAUGGACUGUGGAACGUAAAGAAGGUAAAGUUGAAGGAAAAUGCCUUAUUGAAGCACUUGAUGCCAUUCUUCCACCAUCUAGACCUACGGACAAGGCUCUCCGUCUUCCUCUUCAAGAUGUAUACAAAAUUGGUGGUAUUGGAACGGUACCUGUUGGUCGUGUUGAGACUGGUGUGUUGAAGCCAGGUAUGGUUGUUACCUUUGCUCCAGCUGGUUUGACCACUGAAGUUAAAUCCGUUGAAAUGCACCACGAAGCUUUGCAAGAAGCUGUUCCUGGUGAUAACGUUGGUUUCAACGUUAAGAACGUGUCAGUAAAAGAAUUGCGUCGUGGUUAUGUAACUGGUGACUCGAAGAAUAAUCCACCUAAAGGUGCUGCUGAUUUCACUGCACAGGUCAUUGUAUUGAAUCAUCCUGGUCAAAUCAGCAAUGGAUACACACCAGUGUUGGAUUGCCACACUGCACACAUCGCGUGUAAAUUUGCUUAUAUCAAAGAGAAGUGUGACCGUCGUAACGGAAAGACCACCGAAGAAAAUCCAAAAGCUAUAAAAGCUGGAGAUGCUGCCAUCGUUAUACUUGUACCAAGCAAGCCUAUGUGUGUUGAAGCUUUCCAAGAAUUCCCGCCUCUAGGACGUUUUGCUGUUCGUGACAUGCGUCAAACGGUGGCUGUCGGCGUUAUUAAAGCUGUCACUUUCAAGGAUAGUACGGGCAAGGUCACCAAGGCUGCCGAGAAGGCCCAGAAAAAGAAAUAACUAGUUUCCGUACAUGUGUAUCGCCAGAUGGGCUUCGGCAUAUAGUAGCUGAAGUAGUUUACGUUCUUUCUUCAUGUUCCUCGCACGAGAGCAACGUUAUGUCGUUGCCAUUGGACACUGCAAUAUUUUUUACGAAAUCGCGACCAAUAAUUAAGGAUAAUAGAAUCGGUAAAGAAUCGCGACGACUGGCAUUUUGUGUGCAUGUAAUUGCAUAUUCGCCACAUUUUUUUGAUAUUCGUAUAUUCCAUUUAUCCAAAUGGUUACUCCGUCACUUUUCUCACCGUAAAGAAUUUCGUAGGAAAGAUGAAAGUAGCCAACAAUGGUGUACAAACAGAUGUUUUUCUCGCCUGUGAGUUCCAUAAGAGAAGAAAGUGAACUAUGUUAAGCUACUUAUAACAUCUGUUUCACAAGAACAUUAACAAACAUCAUAAUUUAGCUCGGCUUAAUUAUAUUUUCUAAUUAUUAUACGGAAAUAAAUCCUAUAUCUGCGAUAUUCGA